AUGUUUUCAAGAAACUUGGAAGAACUCAGAAAUAAAAUCGACAAAGACGAGUUGCUAGAAGGGAAGUUUACAUUUACCGGUGUUACCCAUCAAGAGGAAAAAAACAACGCAAUUGAAGAUGUGGUACUCUUCGAUGAUGAGCAUGGCGAAAACAGCAACAGAAAAGUUGUCAAAAAACAGGUAACGAGAGCUGAAGAGUGCAAAGUGAGAGACAUUUGUACUGGAUACACUGCAAAAACGCCCAGUUCUUCCAACGAAGUUGAAGAAUGGAAAUCUGCUUUCAGGUAUCAAAUCGCCGUGGUUAGAAUGGGCAAAGUUGGAAAGGCAAGCGGAAUGCGUUCUGAAUAUUUGACAUGCUGGAACAAAUGA
Messenger RNA from Paramuricea clavata, 369 nucleotides. The record is from the annotation of a GenBank genome assembly. NCBI's taxonomy places the organism in Eukaryota, Metazoa, Cnidaria, Anthozoa, Malacalcyonacea, Plexauridae.